This is a messenger RNA of Trichomycterus rosablanca, 927 nucleotides long. RefSeq names its product protein B4. The coding region runs from base 1 to 876 and encodes 291 amino acids. The transcript has 5 exons. Lineage: Eukaryota; Metazoa; Chordata; Actinopteri; Siluriformes; Trichomycteridae. Gene Ontology annotation, molecular function: structural constituent of chromatin; DNA binding. The record is from RefSeq and is a predicted model, not a curated record. Gene Ontology annotation, biological process: nucleosome assembly. Gene Ontology annotation, cellular component: nucleosome.
AUGGCACCUAAGAAAGCAGCUGAAACUAGCACUUCUCCUGAGAAAGAGGUCAAGAGUGAAACAACAGAUGCUUCUGAAGAGCCCAGCAAGGCAGUAAAGAAGGUUCCUGCUCAUCCUCCCACGAUGGAGAUGAUUAAGGAGGCUCUGAAGGAGCUGGACCAGAGAAAAGGCGUGUCCGCUCAGGCUAUCCGCUCCUACAUUAAAGAAAAAUACACCACCAUGGACGAGUCCAGGAUCAAAUUGAUGGUGCGCAAAGCUCUCAUUAAAGGAAUCGAGUCUGGAGUGUUUGUGAGGCCUGCAAACUCCAGCACCACCACUGGGGCUCAAGGUCGCUUCCGGCUUGCCAUUAGAAAGCCAAAAGAUGCCAAACCAGCCAAGAAGAGCAAGGAGAACUCUGACCCCAACACUGGUAAGGCCAAAGAAGCUAAAGCAGGUGACGUGAAGAAAACAAAGUCUGUGACCGAGGGAGCGAAACCUAAGAAAGCGAAGAGCGACGCUGCUGCCUCCAAGGUCGCUCCGGCCAAAAAGCCCAAAGCCAAGCGCUCUGCUGAGACCGAGGACACGGGAUCCAAGACCAAAACUCAGAAAACCUCCAAAAAGGCACAAAGUAAAGGUGACCAGUCUGGAAAAUCUUCCGCCAAGAAAGGAGGAAAGAAGGCGGCGCAGAAAGCCGAGGAAGGUGCGAGCGAUGGUGCGGAGGUGACCGUGCCGAAAAAAGGUAGCAAGAGAUCCGAGGAUGCCGGUCAGGGAGCAGCAGCACCAAAGAAGGGAGUAAAGAAAGCGGCUCAGAAAGCAGAAGAUGGAGGUGGUGAGAAGAACGCUGGUGCCAUUCCUAAAGCUGCAGGGAAGAAGAGCAAGAAAGCAGCAGAGAAAUGAUUGUUCUGAUUUUAAUUUGUGCACUUCUGUAUAUAUUCAAUAAAAGCUUUU